AUGACGAUCUCCACAAACCGUCAGUUCUUGUCGAACAUGCUUUGGCAGCUCUUCGGCUUUUUGAUAUUAGGCGGUUUCAUCGCCAUUUGUUCUUGCGAACCCGUAAACAGAAAGCUUCUACAGAAAGCUUCGGGGACAAUCGAGUGCAUCAAUGAUGAAAAUAAUACGUGCGGAACCAAUGAGGCGGUCGAAGCUUCCUCGUCCGAUCGUAAAAAUCAAACACGGACUAGCAGAGAACUUACGUUUAGUCAAUUUUUCUUAGAUGACAAUGAUGUAGCUGAAGUUUCUGCUCGGAAGAAGAAAAGAGGCGGCAGAAUAUUAUUAUAUUUCUUUGCAGCUAUGAAAGCAGCAUUGAUUUAUGGGUUGUUACACGGAGUUGCAGCUCUCGCAGGAAAAGCAGUAUUGGUUGCCAAAAUAGCUUUAGCAAUUGCUAUUGCUGCAAUUCUGAAAAAGAAUGGUACGUAGUAUGAUCAUGAAAGUGUGUCUUAUGAAGUAGUAAAACAUCCACAUAUUAGCUCUAUACAAACCCAUAGCUCAAGCGUUGAUUACGAUCACCGUAGUGAUUACGGAGAAGAACGUAAUGAUUAUGUCUAUGACCAUCGAAAGCGACGACGAAUUCUUUGAUGAAAAUAGAUUUCAUAU
Messenger RNA from Nylanderia fulva, 642 nucleotides. NCBI's taxonomy places the organism in Eukaryota, Metazoa, Arthropoda, Insecta, Hymenoptera, Formicidae. The record is from RefSeq and is a predicted model, not a curated record.